Mycetomoellerius zeteki is the source of this 816-nucleotide messenger RNA. RefSeq names its product cap binding protein 20 (gene Cbp20). Gene Ontology annotation, cellular component: nuclear cap binding complex. The record is from RefSeq and is a predicted model, not a curated record. Gene Ontology annotation, molecular function: RNA cap binding. Gene Ontology annotation, biological process: mRNA cis splicing, via spliceosome. Bases 100 to 597 code for a protein of 165 amino acids. The transcript is spliced from 3 exons. NCBI's taxonomy places the organism in Eukaryota, Metazoa, Arthropoda, Insecta, Hymenoptera, Formicidae.
UGUAUUCAUUUCUCUUUUCGCUCUGUGGAUUCUGCAGAUGUGAAUUGCGAUAGAAAUUGAUUUUUAUAAGUGCAAAAUUAAGCUAAUUAGCAUUGGAAAAUGUCGGUCAAAAUAAGUACAACCGGCUCGCCAUCAGUUGAAUUAAGUUCCUAUCGCGAUCAACAUUUUAAGGGCACAAGGGCUGAGCAAGACAGACUCUUAAGGAAUUCUUGUACUUUGUACGUUGGCAAUCUAUCUUUUUAUACUACCGAGGAACAGAUAUACGAAUUGUUUUCCAAAUGUGGUGACAUCAGGCGUAUUAUUAUGGGUCUUGAUAAAUAUAAGAAGACACCAUGCGGCUUCUGCUUCGUUGAAUAUUAUCAAAGAGCCGAUUCCGAGAAUUGUAUGAGAUACAUAAAUGGUACUCGUUUAGACGACAGAAUCAUUAGAACCGAUUGGGAUGCUGGCUUUAUUGAAGGCAGACAAUAUGGCCGUGGCAAGACUGGAGGACAAGUGAGAGAUGAAUAUCGAUCAGACUUUGAUAGUGGACGAGGUGGUUAUGGUAAAAUAAUACAACAGAAAGUAACAUCUCUUUCCGACGGUGGAUUUGGACGGUGAAAUUCUUAAUAAAUAAGUAAAUGAGAUAUUGUAUGAAUGAUCAGACAUGUACAAGUGUUCAACCUAUAUUUCAUUAUUUAUACAUAUAUGACUGAAGUAAUUAAUUCCAAGUGUAAAUAUAAUAUUUAAAUAAUAAGUUUAUAUUCUAAGCAGUAAUAAAAGUAAGGAAUAAUUUGUGUAAAUUAAAAAAUUUCUAUACUUUGAACAAGUGUUUUGCAU